This is a messenger RNA of Hibiscus syriacus, 475 nucleotides long. RefSeq lists its product as uncharacterized. Bases 18 to 359 code for a protein of 113 amino acids. The transcript has 3 exons. NCBI's taxonomy places the organism in Eukaryota, Viridiplantae, Streptophyta, Magnoliopsida, Malvales, Malvaceae. The record is from RefSeq and is a predicted model, not a curated record.
UGAAUCAAAUACCAAACAUGGCAAAGAGAUCAGAUUUCGCCCAGAAGCUGUUAGAUGAUCUUCGGUUGAGGAAGGAGCGGAUGGCUGCCCCUAAGAACUCAAAGGGUUCAAAUCCAAUGGUUGCAGAUACAUAUGUUUACUCCAAGGAAACCUAUAAAUCAUCCAGGGACCCAAAGGCAGUCAAAACUACUGGUUUUAGAGCUGGAAGCACACAAAACAGACCUAGUGGAGGCAGGAAAUCAGUCAGCACUGGGCAGGCAUCGAAUCAGAUUGUUCCUUUUGGGGGAGGCAAGAAGCCAGAACGAAUGGGAGAUCUGUCGAAGGCCCUAGCUUUCGCGCUUGAAAUGGAGGAAAGAUAAGAACAGAGUCUUCGGGAACUAGUUCGAUUUUCAGUUUUCUACAAAACAUUGGUAGGAGACAGAUGGACUACAGGAACGUGGAAGGAAGAAACAGAGCAGUAAGCAUCAACCUUCAA